Messenger RNA from Aptenodytes forsteri (emperor penguin), 2331 nucleotides. RefSeq names its product kinesin family member 19 (gene KIF19). Bases 1 to 2331 code for a protein of 776 amino acids. NCBI's taxonomy places the organism in Eukaryota, Metazoa, Chordata, Aves, Sphenisciformes, Spheniscidae. The transcript has 18 exons. Gene Ontology annotation, molecular function: microtubule binding; ATP binding; microtubule motor activity. Gene Ontology annotation, biological process: microtubule-based movement. The record is from RefSeq and is a predicted model, not a curated record.
AUGAAGGCUCCAGGGGACAGCGACGACCAGCAGCUGGUGGCUCUUCGCAUCCGUCCGAUGAGCACGGCUGAGCUGGCAGAGGGGGCCAGGCCCAUCGCCCACCGCAUGGACGAGCAGGUCGUGGUGCUGCAAGACCCCAUGGAAGACCCCGAUGAUGUCCUGCGUGCCGGUCACUCCCGGGAGAAAUCCUAUGUCUUCGACGUGGCUUUCGAUUCCACGGCCACCCAGGCGGGCGGCACCGUCCGGGUGGCCGGCAUCACCGAGGUCUGUGCCAUCAACGCCAAGGAGGUCAUGCAGCUGCUGGCGCGGGGCAACAGGCAGCGGACGCAGGAGCCCACGGCUGCCAACUGCACCUCGUCGCGCUCCCAUGCGGUGCUGCAGGUCACUGUGUGCCAGCGGCGCCGGGGCGGAGGGCUGCGCCGUGGGCUGCGCCGUGGCCACCUCUUCAUGAUCGACCUGGCAGGCUCCGAGCGGGCGGCGCAGACGCAGAACCGCGGGCAGAGGAUGAAGGAGGGAGCCCACAUCAACCGCUCGCUGCUGGCCCUGGGCAACUGCAUCAAGGCCCUGAGCGACCAGGCGAGCACCAAGUACAUCAACUACCGUGACAGCAAGCUGACCCGCCUGCUCAAGGACUCACUCGGAGGCAACAGCCGCACGGUGAUGAUCGCCCACAUCAGCCCGGCCAGCACCGCCUUUGAGGAGUCCCGCAGCACCCUCACCUACGCCCACCGCGCCAAGAGCAUCCGCACCACGGUGAGGCGCAACCUGCUCAGCAUCUCGUACCGCGUGGCACAGUAUGGCAGUGCCAUGGCUGACCUGCACAGGGAGAUCCAGCACCUCAAGGGCCAGGGGGACGCCAAGCCAGGGCAGCCGGGGCAGGAGCUGGGCCACAUGAGGGAGGAGCUGAGCGGUGGCUGCCACGAGCAGGAGGCCCUGCGCCACCUCCUCCUCCAGCUGGAGGGCACCGAGCUGCACGCCCAGCACCUCCUCGCCCUCGCCCGCAGGAUGCAGCGGGGCUGGCUGUGGAGCAAGGAGGGGCCGGGGGAGCCAGACAGCCCCGGUGACAGCGAGAGGGACGCAGACACGGGGGACAAGCUGUUGGACGUGCCAGAGCCACCCGACGUGGCCGCUGCCCACGAUAGCAUCGCAGCUCUGGUGGAGGAGCAGGGCAGGCUGCAGCAGCGGAAGGCAGAGCUGGCGCGGCGCUUCCGGCAGAGCCAGCAGCAUGCACAGCGGCUGGAGGAGGCCCUGCGGCAUCGGAGCAGCUCAGGGGAGCAGCGGGAGGUGCUGGCCCUGCUGUGCCGUCUGCACCAGCUGGAGCUGGAGACAGCAGAGACACGCUCCCAUACCCUGCUCAAAGGUGGCCUCCGGCACCUGCCGGCACCCACCAUGCAACACUUCGACCGGCACCGGGCCCUCUGUGCCUGCAUCAUCCAGCAGCAGCGGCAGCUCAUCGCCGACCACCGGCUGUCGGUGCCGCGGCCACUGGAGGAGCUGUAUGAGACCUACCUGUGGGAGCUGGCGGGGGACCCCGGGGACACCGGCACCCUUGAGGACACUCACCCCCUGUCCCCUGCCCAGGGCACGUCCCUGCCCAAGAUCCCGCAGAUGACGGGCACAGAGAGCCUGCCGGACUCGGACCGGGACAGUGUGUGGGCACAGAGCUGCAAGCACCCCACGCUGCCACGGCGUGAUGCCCUCCCACCCCUGCGCCCCACAGGAGACAGCACCCUGAUCCCCAUGUUGAAGAAGACCCCGCAGGCACAGCAGCUGAGGAGCAUGGUGGUGCCCACCCCACCUCCCGGCCGGGGCACAGUGGCCCAGAGCGCCCGCCCGCAACCGCCGGGGUCUGUGGAGGAGCGGGGUGGCCCCGGGCUGCGGCACGCCGCCAGCAAGGACAGCCUGGCUGGGACAGCCACCCGCUCCCCAGGCCCCUGGCUGCGGGUGUGCAAGGAGGGCAGCAGGGAGCCAGCGAGGAGGGAGGAGUCACUGGAUGGCAGAAGGAGAUCGAGGCGAUCACGGUCCUUCGAGGUCACCGGCCGCAGGCUGGUGGCCCCCAGGGGCCCCCUGUUGUCGUCCAACACGCCGCAGAGCCGCUCCGAGCACGCCGUGCCGGCGGGGGUGCAGGCAGCCAGCAUCCAGGGACCCCCCAAAGCCCUGCCUGGAGCAAAGCUCCUGUAUGGCCAGCUGCCAGGUGCUGGGGUCCUGUCUCUGCCUCUCCCCCUCCAGCUCCCUGCCAGCCCCGGGAAGGGGCAGCGCCCACGGCUGGGCUGUGUCACCGGGAACGGUGCCAGGGCCUCCAGCAAGGAUGGAGGGAGUCACUGGUACUGA